AGACAUUUCUGUCAGAAAGAGCAGUCAGGCAUUGGGACAGGUUGCCCAGGGAGGUGGUGGAGUCACCGAACCUGGGGGUGUUCAAGGUUGGAAGUGGUGCUUAGGGACAUGGCUUAGUGGGCUAUAUUGGUAGGGGAUGGUUGCACCUGAUGGACUAGAAGGUCUUUCCAAACUUUAGUGAUCCUAGGAUUCAGUGAUUCCCUCCAUUUUCCUGCAGCUCCUUCCCCUCCCCAGGUGCCCGGGGUCAUGGCAGCUGGGCUGCCCUCUCCCUGCCCCCCUUUCCCCCACUCCCCAAUGUUUGGGUUUGCGAGCGAACCCAACCGCCGUCCUGACCCUCCUACGACCCCAAACCAGCCGUUUUUGGGGCGGGGAAAGGAGAAACACCGGCUUUUUUAGAGGGGGCACCGCGGGGCCGCCACCACAGCGGGCACCAUGGGCGAAGCGCAGCCGGGGGAGCCGCGUCCAUCCCCGGGCAGCCCGGGGCCGGCGGAGGAGCUGCAGAAACCCCCUUAUUCCUACGUGGCCCUCAUCGCCAUGGCCAUCCGGGCCAGCCCUGAGCAGCGCCUACCCCUGAGGGGCAUCUACGCCUACAUCUCCAGCCGCUUCCCUUACUACCGCUGCUGCCCCAAGGGCUGGCAGAACAGCGUCCGCCACAACCUCAGCCUCAACCCCUGCUUCCUUCGCCUGCCUCCCCGCCACGGCCUCUCAGCUCCUCGCCGGGGCGGCGAAUGGGCCCUGGACCCGGCUUCUUUCCACGACAUGUUCCCGGGGGGCGACUACCGCCGCCGCCGCCGCCGGCCCCAGCCGCCUCAGAGCAGCGCCGCCUCCCCCAGGGCUCCGCCGCCGCUCCCCGCCUGCCCCUGCCCGGCUUUGCCCGCCUGGGCCCCGCUGUGGGGCUCGGGGCCGCCGCCGCCGCCGCCUGUGCCCGCCUGGGCCCCCGCUUGGUGCCCGGGGCCGCCGCCGCCUCAGCCGCCGCCGGAGCUGGGACCUUGCUGCUUUGUGACCGCCCUGAGCGCCCCUCCGAGCCCCGAAAGCUGGAGAUAAAAGGGAUUUGAAUAAAAAAAAGGGCCUCGGCUGCGUGAGGGGAGAAUGAGGCUGGAAGGGGCUUCGUGCUGAGGGGGGUUGUUGAGGUGUGUGUGGGUGCCUCGUGUCAGUGCUCUGUCGGGAGAAGGGAAUUGCGUUACCUGAAGCGAUUUCAGUCUGGAUUAUUAUUAUUUUCUAUUAUUUAUUUAUGGUUUUGUUGUGAUUAUCAGUUUGGCUUAUUAUUUUUUAAAAAAUUUAUGAUUUUGUUGUUCGAACCUGCAAGCCUGAAGGGGUGCUGCGGAGCUUGCCCAAACUAAUCUGUGUUGUGGUAUCUUCAAUCUGGAAAUACACGAAGAGCCGUGAAGCACCAGUCCUUGUAGGACUGUUAUAUUUGGUUAUGUGCAGAAAAAGCAUUUUUUCAAGUGUCCUUAAACUCAUUUUUGAGCUUUUAUUUCUUAUAUAUGUAUACGUAAAAUGUAUUUUUAUUCUUUGUGGAAAAAAAAAUGGCUUUAAUACUGGGAAUGAUGUGUAUUUUUCAUUUUUGUGAAACUUUAAUACUGGGAAUCUUAUGAUUUUGUAUUUAAAGCAGAGCUAUAUGAGGUUUUACAUACAGUCAAGAGUUAUUUUAUACCGUUUCUUGUUACAGAUGUUUACAUUUAUUCUUGACACAUUUCUUAUAAAUAAUGCACUAAUUAUAAGGGUAUUUUCCUCUUAAUUUCAGAGGAGUGCUUCCUGUAUUUUCCCCUCAAAAUAACCGUCAGGGACAAAGCGUGCUUCUAAUAAGAUUUGUGUAUUUAAGUUUGUUAACGAAGAGUUCAAAUACUGUUAUGAGUGCUGCAGAGCAGCACUUGGUUAUAUGUUGUAUUUUAUGACUUGUUCAAUAAGCACUACUUUGUAAGAGCUCAUGGCUUCAGAAAGUACUUGAAGUAAUUUGGCAGGUUUUUGCUCAUCCUUAAAAAAGAAUGCAACUUGAACCCAGUUUUGUAGUUUGUAUUUUAUAUUUCCCUGUACUUAAGAAGAGUUUCUGAACAUUGUCUUUAAAUUCUAACGAUACAAUGCCAAUAAAAUGCUGGAAAUACUGUUAAAGUCAUCUGGGGCAACAGCAUUGAGGUUGUUGUUACAGAAAUCCAACAUAUUAAAGAUAUUGCAGUUUUAUUAUUUUCCA
Anas platyrhynchos (mallard) is the source of this 2188-nucleotide messenger RNA. The record is from RefSeq and is a predicted model, not a curated record. NCBI's taxonomy places the organism in Eukaryota, Metazoa, Chordata, Aves, Anseriformes, Anatidae.